AUGGAGGCUGCUGCCACUGCCCCCGGCUCAGCCCAGGCCCCGCUGGCACUCCGUGGUCUCUUAAGCCCAUCGCCCCUUCCUGCCCCUGGACAAGAAGUGCAUGGGAAUGAAAGGAAGUCCACCUUGAACUCUCUCCCUCCGCCACUGAUUUCCCCUCUCAGUCCGAGAGAAGCUUAUCUCUGGAGGCCCUGGAUGUCCUCUACCAAUGAUCGUGUAAAGCAGGCCAUUGGUGGGGCAACAAGAGCCGAGGUCACCAAGGCUGACUGCGAGUUCCACCACCCUGUCAGGCUCUUCUGGCCUAAAUCCCGCUCCUUUGACUACCUGUACAGAGAUGGGGAGAUUUUACUACAGAACUUCCCUGUCCAGGCAACCAUCAACCUGUAUGAGGAUUCAGAGAGCGAAGAAGUAGAGGAGGAAGAGAAGGAGCAAAGAGGAGAACAGGAGCAGAAAGAAGAGGAGGAGAAUGAGGAGGCAGAUGAAAAGGGGCCGGCAGAGUGUGUGAGGGUUCCCGGGUCAGCUCGGCACAGGGCCGCAGUUUAUCUUCCUUCUCCACACAUGCCCUGUCCAAACUGA
This is a messenger RNA of Condylura cristata (star-nosed mole), 573 nucleotides long. It is a transcript of the gene RIPPLY1, whose product is annotated as ripply transcriptional repressor 1. NCBI's taxonomy places the organism in Eukaryota, Metazoa, Chordata, Mammalia, Eulipotyphla, Talpidae. Gene Ontology annotation, cellular component: nucleus. The record is from RefSeq and is a predicted model, not a curated record. The coding region runs from base 1 to 573 and encodes 190 amino acids. Gene Ontology annotation, biological process: embryonic pattern specification; negative regulation of transcription by RNA polymerase II. The transcript has 4 exons.